Molecule: messenger RNA, 1815 nt
Organism: Pogona vitticeps (central bearded dragon)
Lineage: Eukaryota; Metazoa; Chordata; Lepidosauria; Squamata; Agamidae
Source: RefSeq, a predicted model, not a curated record
UGUCACUGUUUGGAGCAUGGAGAAAAUUUCAGAUGCAGCCCAGAAGAUACAAGAUUUCACACAGGGGAGAAACACAAAUGCUUUAGCUCUGACCUUAAAGCACCUCAACCAAUGCAUUCUGAAGGGAAAGUCUGUAAGUGCACAGAGUGUGGCAUGAGCUUCAAGAGAAGUUCAGAACUUGAAAGCCAUCAAAGAAUACACAUAGGAGAGAAAACAUACAAAUGUCCUGAAUGUGGACGGGCCUUCAGACGCAAUGAACAUCUUCAAGUACAUCAGCGAAUUCAUACAGGAGAGAAACCUUAUGAGUGUAAAGAAUGUGGAAAAUGUUUCAGUCAUCUCUCAGCUUUUAAAGUACAUCAGCGCCUGCAUUCAGGGGAGAAACCAUAUUCUUGUAAAGAAUGUGGGAAAUGUUUCAGUGAUUUCUCAAAUUUUAGAGUACAUCAGCGCUCCCAUUCAGGGGAGAAACCUUAUUCUUGUAAAGAAUGUGGGAAAUGUUUCUCCCAGAAGCCUGGACUUCAAGUACACCAGAGAAUUCAUACAGGAGAGAAACCCUAUGAGUGUAAAGAAUGUGGGAAGAGUUUCAGACAAAUUGCAAAGCUUGUAAUACAUCAACGAAUUCACUCAUGAGAAAAGCCCUAUAUAUACAAAGUAUGUGGAAAAUGUUUCAGUCGUUCCUCAAAUUUUAAAGUACAUCAGUACUGUCAUUCUGAGAAGAAGCCAUAUUCUUGUAAAGAAUGUGGGAAAUGUUUCUCCCAGAAGCCUGGACUUCAAGUACACCAGAGAAUUCAUACAGGAGAGAAGCCCCAUCAGUGCAAUGAAUGUGGGAAAAAGUUCAGCCACAAUGCAAACCUUGUAGUACAUGAGCGAAUUCAUACAGGAGAGAAGCCCCAUCAGUGCAAUGAAUGUGGGAAAAAGUUCAGCUAUAAGUCACACCUUGUAGUACAUCAGCAAAUUCAUACAGGACAGAAACCCUAUAAAUGUGAAGAAUGUGGGAGGAGUUUCAACCAAAUGGAAAAACUUAUAAUACAUCGCCGAAUUCAUUCAGGAGAAAAACUAUAUCAUUGCAAAGAAUGUGGGAGAAGCUUCACAACUCGUUCAGCCUUUAGAAUGCAUUGAAAAAUUCAUGCUGGGGUGAAAUCAAAUAAAUGUUAAUAAUAUGGGAAAAAUUUCUCUUGAAGUAAAGAUCUUGUAGAACACAAAUAGUUGACUCUAGGGAGAAUCCCUAUCCGUGCAAAGAAUGUGGAGAAAGUUUCUGUUGUAAUGCUCAGUACAUCAAACAUCAACAGAUGCACAGAGAGGGGAAACUUUGAAACGUGCAGAAAAUGAACUUCUUGAUCUCCACCCAUAUGUCUAGUCAGGGAAGAAAACAUACGGAGGGUCAUAAUACAGGGAGAGCUCUGGUGUUGAAUGAAGCUGUUGUGAACCUAUGAAUGUACCUCAGAAAGAAACCUUAUGGUGGCUUCAACGGGCAUAAUCCCCUCAACUUCAUUGAAUUCGCUUUCUCUGUCGACGUCACAAAACUCACAUUCCUAAUGGCAUUUUACAGCAAUAAGUCGAUAAUUAACAAGCAUGAUGCUCUGAAUGUGCUUUUGAGAGUGGGAACUCUGUUACAGAAAGAAGACAUGAUUUUGCAACUUCUUUCCUUGUGUUCUGUGAUGUGUUGAUUAUUUUAAUCUUUGAUUGUUUUAAUUUUACUGGGAUGGUUUUAACAUGAUUCUAACUUCAUUAUUUUAUGAAAGUUGCCAUGGAACUGAAAUAAAUGUUCAGACUGGAAUGAGGCCUCUUCAGAUUAUCAGCCUGAAUUAUGCAAAUAGG